CAGCUUGUGUCAGUCUUUGUGGUGAUGUCAUUGCCAUGAGCGAGCCGGGCCGUUCGUUACUCUGCUGUGCUGCCUCAGACGCCAGGGCUGCGUGCGGGCUCCGGGAGCCCCAGCCUCCAGCCGUCCCCAGAGCAAGGCAGCCCCCGGGCCUGGCCACGGCAAUAUCCUUCUGGAGGCUCUUCCCUUCACUCACAACUCUGAGGUUGCCUAACUCUCUAUUAAAAAUUCAGAAGGGGGAAUGCCAGCCCCUAGCAUGGACUGUGAUGUUUCCACUCUGGUUGCCUGUGUGGUGGAUGUCGAGGUCUUUACCAAUCAGGAGGUUAAGGAAAAAUUCGAGGGACUAUUCCGGACAUAUGAUGACUGUGUGACGUUCCAGCUAUUUAAGAGUUUCAGACGUGUCCGAAUAAACUUCAGCAAUCCUAAAUCUGCAGCCCGAGCCCGGAUAGAGCUUCAUGAGACUCAGUUCAGAGGGAAAAAAUUAAAACUCUACUUUGCACAGGUGCAGACUCCAGAGACUGAUGGAGACAAACUGCAUCUGGCUCCGCCACAGCCUGCCAAGCAGUUUCUCAUCUCACCCCCGUCCUCUCCGCCUGUGGGCUGGCAGCCCAUCAGCGAUGCCACGCCAGUCCUCAACUAUGACCUCCUCUAUGCCGUGGCCAAACUAGGACCAGGAGAGAAGUAUGAGCUCCAUGCAGGGACAGAGUCCACCCCAAGUGUCGUCGUGCACGUGUGUGACAGUGACAUAGAGGAAGAAGAAGACCCAAAGACUUCCCCAAAGCCAAAAAUCAUCCAAACCCGGCGUCCCGGCCUGCCACCCUCCGUGUCCAACUGAGCUUCCUGCUCUGCCUCGACAAUAAUAGCCAUCUCCUCUUUAUCAUGCUUUUUUUUUUCCCGUUGUUUGUCGAAAAAAAAAAUUGCCUUUAAAUCCCUGGGUGUUUGGUUGUUUGAGAUUCCUUCCUUGUAAUCAAGCCUCUCGGACAAAAGGGCUAGGAAAAGGUGAUAUGUCUCCUGAUCAUAUCAUACCCAUUAAGUAUAAUCCAUAAUUUAGAAGGUUCUAGGAAAAAGUAGUCUUUUCUUAUUAAACAACACUACAGCCUGUAUCUUUGUUCUCUCAUGUUGAUCCAAGCCAGAGACAUCAGUAACAAAUAGCACCUGUGUUGUUUGUGAGCUGUUUCAAUCCCAGUCCUGAUGUGUGUGCGCUGUUUUUUCCUGGCCACUUAAAUAGGACCAUAUGUAAACUUGACUUUGACUGCAUGAGAUAUCCCCGUCUGGUCUCACUCAGUCCUUGCAUCCCGACAUUCCCAGGACAUGCAUGAUCACCAGCAUUUAUUUUCAUGAUUUGAGGAUAUCCUGUAACUCACAGAUUGUCAGCAUCCAGCCAUGUCCUCUCUAGAUUAGGAAAAUUGUCAGCAUCAUCCAGCUCAACAAAUCUGGGUAUAUUCACUAUUUUGAGUCAAUAACUUCAUAGCUCUGUUAAAAUUUCUGGAGGCAAAACUGAGACUGGCCCCAAAGGUAUUCCUCAAUAGAUUUUGAACACCACAUCCAUGUAGAACUUUCCCAGCCUCACUGGGGAGGCUUGUCCAGAGUGAUAGAGACCGAUUUCAGACAAACCUAUUUAUUACAAAAGUUUCAUGGUGUCUGAAUGAUUGUUUUUCUCUCUUUGUAUAUUUGUACAAAUGUUUCAGCUGUGCUUUUAAAAUCUGGAUGUUUUUUAUUUAGUGAUUGUUCAACCAUUAGCUGCUUAAAAACAUACUAUGUGCAUUGCUUAUGAAUGCAUUCAUAUACUAAUGCAGAUAAUCUGAUAAUAUUACACUGUAUUAUGGAUAAUGCUGAAUUUUGAAAGGGCACGAAACAUCUCAUGCCAAUACAUCAAUGACUAGCGGACAUCUUUGCUACCCAGACCACUUGUUUUUAAAUAAAGAUGCAAGUGUCAGUUGUAGACAAUUGGGAUGAAGCGAAAUCUGCAGAACGUAGCAGCAGCUGAGCAUAUAAAGAUGGGGAAGGAUAGUAGACACACGUAUGACAGUCCUACUCAUGCCGUGCCCAUAUGCUCAAAGGCGUUGUUUUCAUUACAUGUGAUUUUUCUAUUUCUCUAGCCCAAAGUGCAUUACAGAAGAUACACCUAUAGAACCAUUACCUUCUGCUGUAUGUGCCAGGUCUCAUCUACUCCUGUACAUUAAUGAAUUACUUUAGCUGCAAAUACACAUUACGAAGGAGUGGGGAAGUACUUUCUUUACCCAAGCCUCAGAAAAACACACGAGAACAAUAACACAGCCAACCGACGGAAGGACCGUUGUGGUUUUUGACUAAGGUGUAUGUUAGUUUCAUCAGAAACUUCAAACAUAGACUGAUCACUCAGAAAUUAAAGUCCGUUCUACUGUGAAUAUAGCAAUAUAGUACUGGACACAGUACAGGUGAAACUGAGGAGAGCAUUGCUUGUCAAAUCCUGAGUUUCCGUAAGAAAAAAUGAAGACUCCUUUCAAAAAUAAAAUCUGAGGAGUGUAUAAUAAGCAAAUGCUUUGACUUUCCUUUGCCGUGGAGGUUUUUGAUUUUUUUCUUGCCAAGUGAGACUACAGACCUAGCGGUUGAAAAAUGCUCCCCUCUAGUGGAAGAAAUGUCACACUCGCUGUUCAGAUGCACAGAGCCUGCCGCGGUCAGCACUUGGGGCUGAGUCUCCUCUCGGCCAUCUGCGGGUCAUUUGACUUUUUAAGCUACCCUGAAUUUUCAGAAUGCAGGCUCUGAGGAGAUCUAGAUAAGAGAAAAUGUUUGGAAAUGAUCUGUAAAUGUCUCAAACGCAUCAGACUAUUGGUCAAAGUUGAAAAGACCAUUCUGUGUAGUCAUAAAAGAAAAACAGUGAAGUGUACAACCUACGCGGUUAGUCUUAGUAAUUUAUUGCCACGUAUCAAUGGUCACCUGUCUCAGAUCAAGUAAUUCUUUCACCAGGUUUGAUGUGGGGAGGGAGGGACAGGGGCUGUUCCCAGGACAGCGGUGGGCAACGGAAAGACUCCUGGAAGUGUUUUGCCGGAACCUCCUAGCACUGUGAAAGUCAGAACCGCCUCAGCAUGUCCGUGACGCACAUUAUGCAAACUUCUUGAGCACUAUUUUAAGUUUGAAAAGUUUAAAAAUGAAGGGGAAGGGGAAGAUUUCCACCAACUGAAUCAUUUGUGCACGUGUAUAGCUCAAAGAGCUUAGACUUCAAAUAUAUCUGGUGAAUGAC
Messenger RNA from Lemur catta (Ring-tailed lemur), 3217 nucleotides. It is a transcript of the gene RCAN2, whose product is annotated as regulator of calcineurin 2. The transcript has 4 exons. NCBI's taxonomy places the organism in Eukaryota, Metazoa, Chordata, Mammalia, Primates, Lemuridae. Bases 239 to 832 code for a protein of 197 amino acids. Gene Ontology annotation, cellular component: nucleus; cytoplasm. Gene Ontology annotation, biological process: calcium-mediated signaling. Gene Ontology annotation, molecular function: calcium-dependent protein serine/threonine phosphatase regulator activity; nucleic acid binding. The record is from RefSeq and is a predicted model, not a curated record.